Megalops cyprinoides (Indo-Pacific tarpon) is the source of this 3206-nucleotide messenger RNA. RefSeq names its product prominin-2-like. Gene Ontology annotation, cellular component: microvillus; cell surface; prominosome. The record is from RefSeq and is a predicted model, not a curated record. Gene Ontology annotation, molecular function: cholesterol binding. The transcript is spliced from 24 exons. The coding region runs from base 166 to 2733 and encodes 855 amino acids. Lineage: Eukaryota; Metazoa; Chordata; Actinopteri; Elopiformes; Megalopidae.
CGGACUUAAAGAAACGGAGUAUUUCUCUUUAUGUAGGGAAGCUUCUCACCUAAUCAGCUGAACACCAGGAGAUUAUUAGUCGUCAACCAAAGAAUACAGACAGAAUUUAACGCAUGAAAAACUGGAUGUGCUUUUAAAGGCUGGCUUUUCCCAAACUCAUAAAUAAUGAAGGACUGGCACAUAGGCUAUUGGUUGCUGGUGCUGGUGUUGAUGUCCUCACUAUGCGGUGCGGAUCUCACCCAGAACUGCUCCUGCAGCGGCGACUCGCUGCAUUUCGCUAAUGCGGCUCACAGCCCAGUGCGUAGUGUUGACAGCUCCGCCGGGUCGUUGGAACCCCUGUACAACUUCGCUCGUCUGUUCUUGCAGGCGGUGCAGCCCAACGCAUUCCCCAAAGAUAUAGCUCACAGAGCCCUGAACAAUGAAAAGCAGGACAUUUCAGAGGUGCUGUGGUAUGAGGCUGGGUACUUGGUGUGUUUGAUUCUGGCCGUUCUCUACCUGGUCCUCGUGCCACUCAUGGGUGUAAUCCUCUGCUGGAGACAUUACCAUAGGAACACGGAAUCCAGUGCCCAGUCGUCAUUGUUACCGUCAUGGCAGUAUCGGGACAUUGCUAUAGCAACAUGCCUAGCUGUCAUCACCAUUUUGCUCCUGACAGGUGUGAUCCUGGCCUUCACCACCAACAACAGAGCAAGACAGAACAUGGAGCCCAGCCUACACCAUUUAUCAUCCAGUUUAAGGGACAUCAGAAACACUUUUGGCUCUGUUUCCCAGAAAAUUGACAUCAUUGUUGAUCAGUACUCUGUGGCCAUGGCUGCCAUCCAAAAGGAAUUGAAUGGGACUGGUGAUGUCAUUGGCCAAGAAAUUAUCUCAUCUUUUCAUUCUAAUGUCAAUGAUGCCCUCACUGACUUCUCAAUCUCAGUGGAAGAUGCUGUCAGGGCCAAAACGAACCUGGUAGUCAUACACACAGCGAGGGCAGACCUGCAGCCCAGACACAACUUUCUACAGAUUGAGCUGGGGAAGCUCAAACAAAGCCUGCAGAAGAUCCAGGACAUGUGCCAAAAUUGCAGCCUCCCUCCAUUUAAUAACCUGCAGACAGAUGCUAACUACAGAAAGAUCCCUGAUGUGAAACUCCAUCUGGAUAAGGUUGCUCCUGCAGCCAGUUUGGCCAACCUGGCAGAAAAGGGCAAUGCAUCAUUCAAUGCGAUUCCUGAAAAUUGUACAAAACAAACUGCACCUACAGUAAAGGAUCUUGUGUUAGACCUGGAGGAGACAAAAACAUCCUUGACAAGAUCCAGUCAGCGGUUCCCUUCCCUAAAAUCUUUUUCUGAGGUGUUUUCUGAACUAGGGGAGACUGUCAGCCGUUAUGGGAAGGAUGUGGAUCGCUACGACUACUACAGGUGGGGAGUUUCUGUGGCAGUCUGCACUGUGAUACUUGUCAUCGUGCUCCUGACUGCCCUCAGUCUCUGCCUGGGACUGCCAGCUGUGUACUGUCCCAGCAUGUGGACCACAAGCAGCGAGGGCCGCUUUGAACAAUCUGCCGUCAGCCUGCUCAGGGUCGCUGUGGUCCUGAGCUUCCUGUUUUCCUGGCUCUUCAUCAUUCUGGUCUUCAUCACCCUCUUGUUUGCGGGGAAUGUCUACACUAUAGGGUGCAGGAGUUAUAGAAGUGGAGAGCUCUUUGAGUUCCUCGACCAGCGCGAUAACCUGUUCAGCAGCCUCAACACCAGCAACUUUGACCACAAUUCAACCUCUCAGUUCAACUUCAGCACACAAUUAAACUUCUCGGUUCAACAAGUCUACAUUGGCUGUAAGACAGGACAGUCCCUGUUCCACUCGAUGCACUUGGACCAGCUCUUUGACAUGGAGGACUUCGUAAAUGCCACCAAGUACAUGGCGAAAUUCAAGCAGAAUGCCCGAAACCUGUCAGUCGACCUGAGAGACCUGCAGCUGCUGCCUCCUGAAGGGAGACAAAGUCUCCUGUACUUCAGAGAAAGUGGCAUUGACAACAUUGACUACCCCACAUUGAUGCUACUGCUAAGCACCCCGGUAUUGAAGAUAAACCUCAAAGAUUUCGCAGAUCAGCUGGAUGAGACAGCACAACUACAAACAAAUAAUACAAUAAAGGAGGAUUUGGAAAGUAAGGCGAACAGGUCGAGAGAACUGCAGAAAUAUGUUGAGCAGCAGGAGGCAGAUGUUAAAAAGAUGGAUGCAAGUCUGAGAGCCUUGUCAGUGAUCAGUGCAAACUUCAAGGAAAACAUAGACACAGCCCUGGACAGCAUCAGCAUGACGGAGCAGGAAAUUCUCAGACAGGUCCCAAUCAUUGUGCAUAACGUCUCUCAGUGCCUUUCGCAGAGAGGAGAGCAUGCUCUGCGUCAGUACCUGGACUGGGUUAACCAUGCGAUUUUAAACGAAGCUCUGGAAUGCAGAUGGUUCACUGUUUCACUAGAUAACAUGUACACGGCACUUUGUCAGAACAUAGCUGACCCCUGGAAUGGCUUCUGGCUAUGUUUGGGAUGGUGUUGUGUGCUUCUGAUUCCUGGAGUGAUCUGCAGCCUCUCUACAGCUAGGCACCUGCAGCCUAUGUCCAGCUCCUCCAGCAAAAAUGCAUUAAUAGACAAGGAAACUACAACGCAAAAGACUGAACCUAAGAGCCAUAAGAAGCCAGUGAGCCUUAAGAUAACCCAUGGUCUGGGCGACUGGUAUAAAGCAAUGAAGAAAACUGCUAAUGAGAAAAAGUGAAGAUGAUAUAAAUGCAAGAAAGAAGACAGCAAGAAGAAUCUGAGGAUGCUUCGGAAAUCACUGUGAUUUCAUGUUUACUCUUACUGUGCUCUACACUGUUCUGUGUUUCAGAUACACAAUGCCUUCAACAAGCAUGUUUAAUUUUGCAGUUGAAAUGUGUUAGUUGAAAUCUUGGGCUCAUCAGUUCCUCAUAAGACAUUAUCUCUUUGUCCCACUUGUCAUUAUCUGUUAAUGUUGCCAAAGUUGUGGGCAGAGACACUGUACACAGAGGAAAGAUUUUGAUAAUGUUUGCUGUACUAGAAACACAUUUAAUAAUAUGGUCCUGAAUCUCCAUGGAAAGCAAUGUGAAGUUUAGUGUUGAAAAUGAUUUUUCUUUUAUUCACUGAACACCACAUGGUGGUUCUGACCUAACUGUGUGAUACAGAACUCUUUAAUGCCUCUUAUCUUAAUUUCUGCACUCACCUAAGUAACAU